This is a messenger RNA of Brenthis ino (lesser marbled fritillary), 1287 nucleotides long. The record is from the annotation of a GenBank genome assembly. NCBI's taxonomy places the organism in Eukaryota, Metazoa, Arthropoda, Insecta, Lepidoptera, Nymphalidae.
AUGGCUACACUCCCUGCCAGGUUAUUUGAUGUCCUCUGUUUAGAAAGAGGAUGUUGUCGGCACCGCGGCGAUCCUCGUAUCCAGCUCCAUGUUCUCAUCCAUCCAAAGAUGUCUAUAUUUCGCAAAUGCAACGUUGACAAUGGCAUAUCUCAACAUUUUUGGAUCAAAACUAUCCCUUGGUUAACACACUUAGUCGUUCUUGACCUAAAAUUCAUCUGUACUGAUGAAAUCCUAGAAAUUAUUGCCACUAAAUGUCCUCUUCUUGAAGAAUUGAAUAUAGUGUCGAGGGUUGAUGUGUGCAAGUCCCAAAUAAAUGCUUCCGUGUUGAUCAGGAACGUUUCUGAUGUAGGUCUCUGCUGUAUAAGCAAUCUUAAGAAUCUACGAAUCCUCUCAAUGGACCCGCCGAGAAAUGAAAAAGCUAGUCGAGUAGGUCGGUGUGUGACACAAUCUGGCAUCAUUAUGUUACUACGAGAACUUUCCUACUUAGAAGAGUUAAACAUAGAGUCCUGCGACAUAGGUUCAACUAUUAUAGGUGCGAAUUCCAACAUUGGUCCGUUAAGUCUUCGAAAAGUCAAUUGUCACUUUGCAUCAGCUGAGGGUAUUCGUAAAUUAAUCAAAAUAUGUCCCCAUUUAAAAGAACUUUCAAUAACUCAUUUAUCUUCUAAUGAUAAAGAAACAAUUCUAGAAGAAAUCACAGCCAGUGAUUUGAGGUUGACCAAAUUGAACAUGUCCUUCUUUUCUUACACUCAAUCCUUACAGCGUCUUCUAGAAGUACAAGGAAGGUACUUAACACAUUUCACGUUAUGGGAAAUCGAUCAGUUUGUUAGUAUCGAUUCUAUUGUAGCUAUAGGCACCAGUUGCCCAAAUCUGACUUCGCUAUGUCUGAUGACUCAAUCUAAUAAUUUGUUUAUACCAAGAUUCUUCAAACGACCCGAAAAAAUAUUUUCGGAACUACGCAAUUUGACGUUAGGUAACGCAAGUUUUAAUCUAGAAGAAACGUUGCUAUUCUUCUUGGACUAUUCAAAAAAGUUGCAGAAGUUGACAUUGAAAUAUCAAACAAAAUUGGUCUUUGGGGAGAUUUUAUUGUGUAUUUUACAAAAGGGUUAUUUAAAAAAUAUUACUAAUUUAUGGUUGGAUUGUACUUUGGAAGUUUCUAAAGAUAUUAUUAAACAGAUUAUACAAAUGUGCGAUAAGUUGACGACUCUGACUGUAGAUUUUACGGAGGACGCGACCGAUGUUAUUGAAUAUAUAAAUACAAAUAAUCUUGAUUUGAAACUAGGAGGUUAC